AUGGCACAUGAUCGCGGACGCAACGUCAUGGAUGCUUGUCAAGACGGUUCAAAAUUAAAUUUUACUGAACUGUUGAUGAAACAAAUUGACGAGUGGGAGCGAAAUUCAAUCGAAACCAUCCAGCGAACAGCACGCGAAUGUCGAGAACAAUUGAUGAAAUAUACGACGAGCGUUAUGUCGAACAUCGAAACUAAACUGAAUAAUUUCAAACGAAUUCGACAUGGUGAUGGAUCCGAUGGAGUUAGUUUAGAGUAUUUAAGGCAACAGAUCGAUGGUGUUACGAAAGAAUUUUGCUCUCCGUCAGUAGUUUCCAUUCGAGAAGAGAGUUCACCAGAAUUUAUCAAGAAAAUUUCCCUGCAGUUCGCCCAGAGAAUCAUACCGGAUAAGUGGAAAGAGAAUGGAAAGACGAUCACUAUACGAGAUGAACAAGGCAGCGGACUUCAACAACUCGACCGUCCUCAAGGAAUAUGCAUUGAUAAAAACAAAAAUAUAUACAUUGCUGACACGUGGAAUCAUCGUAUACUUGCACGAAAAUUGAAUAAAAAUGAUUGGAAAGUCGUUGCCGGUGGCAAUGGAAAAGGUCCAGAAAUUGAUCAAUUAGACAAACCAGUAGAUGUGAUUGUUGAUGAAGAGAACAGUUCAUUGAUUAUUGCUGAUACAGGAAACAGACGAGUACUUCGAUGGCCUUUAGAUCAGGGCGAAGGAAUCAGUCGAUUGAUUUCUUGGUGGAAUCAAGAUGAAGAGGAAAUUCUUAUCGAGGACAUCAACUGUUGGGGUUUAGCAUUGGAUAAACACGGGUUCCUUUAUGUUUCAGAUUUUGUGAACAAUGAAGUGAGAAAAUGGAAAAUUGGCGAAGAGAAAAGUGAAUUAGUAGCCGGAGGUAAUGGUGAAGGAAAUCAACUGAAUCAAUUCAAUUGUCCUACUUAUAUCUAUGUGGAUGAUGAACAAUCAGUUUAUAUUUCCGAUAAUGAGAACAAUCGCAUCAUGAAAUGGUUGAAAGGUGCGAAGGAAGGUGUGCUUGUCGCUGGUGGAAACGGGGAAGGAAGUAAUCUGAAUCAACUUAAUGGUCCUGAGGGACUGAUCGUAGACCGAUUUGGUCAAAUUUACGUUGCGGAUCAUGGGAAUCAUCGAAUUAGCCGUUGGCGUGAAGGUCAGGUACAAGGUGAAACUAUUGUUGGUGGAAAUGGCGCAGGAGAGAAAUCGGAUCAGUUAAGUUGUCCUAUGGAUAUAUCGUUCGAUGCCGAAGGAAAUCUGUACGUCACUGACUCGGUAAAUCGUCGAAUACAAAGAUUUACUUUAAUUCGUGACGAACAAUGUUAG
Messenger RNA from Adineta ricciae, 1320 nucleotides. The record is from the annotation of a GenBank genome assembly. NCBI's taxonomy places the organism in Eukaryota, Metazoa, Rotifera, Eurotatoria, Adinetida, Adinetidae.